GGGAAAGAUUCCAAAAUGAUAAAACCGCUUUAUCGCGUCAACUGUAAUUGAAGUUGGAGCAAUCGAGCGUUAACUAAAGGGGUAAAAUGGGCUCACUAGAUCCACCAUCACAGGGAGGCAAAACCCUAAUUCACGACGAACUUGACGAUAGCCGUCAAACUGCCGGCGAUGUUCGAUCGGAGCUUUCACCGGCAAUCAACGAUGAGCCCGGAUCUCCGCCGGAAAACGAAGCUUCGAAGAGAAGGAAAGUAGGUAUUCUUCCAUUAGAGGUGGGUACUCGCGUCAUGUGUCGUUGGAGGGACUGCAAGUAUCAUCCUGUUAAGGUCAUUGAGCGUCGAAAAGUUCCAUCUGGCGGACCUAAUGAUUAUGAGUACUAUGUUCAUUAUACCGAAUUUAACAGGAGGCUUGAUGAGUGGGUUAAACUUGACCAACUUGAUCUUGACUCGGUGGAAGCUGUGGUUGAUGAAAAGGUUGAGGAUAAGGUAACAAGUUUGAAGAUGACUCGUCAUCAAAAACGUAAGAUUGAUGAAAUCCAUGUGGAGGGUCAUGAAGAGCUCGAUGCAGCGAGUUUACGUGAGCAUGAGGAAUUUACUAAAGUAAAAAAUAUAGCGACUAUUGAACUUGGUAGAUAUGAGAUUGAGACAUGGUACUUUUCUCCGUUUCCACCAGAGUACAAUGACUGUGUGAAGCUGUAUUUUUGUGAAUUUUGUCUUAAUUUCAUGAAGCAUAAAGAACAACUACAUAGGCAUAUGAAAAAAUGUGAUCUUAAGCACCCUCCUGGUGAUGAGAUUUACCGGGCUGGAACAUUGUCAAUGUUUGAGAUUGAUGGCAAGAAAAACAAGGUUUAUGGGCAGAAUCUUUGUUAUUUGGCGAAGUUAUUUCUUGACCACAAGACACUUUAUUAUGAUGUUGAUCUCUUUCUAUUUUAUGUUCUCUGUGAAUGUGAUGAUCGAGGGUGUCAUAUGGUGGGUUAUUUUUCCAAGGAAAAGCACUCAGAGGAAUCUUAUAACUUGGCUUGUAUUCUUACUCUUCCUCCAUACCAGAGGAAAGGCUAUGGAAAAUUCCUUAUUGCUUUCUCGUAUGAACUUUCUAAGAAAGAAGGUAAAGUUGGCACACCUGAAAGGCCGCUUUCAGAUCUGGGGCUGUUGAGUUAUAGGGGUUACUGGACUCGUGUUCUAUUGGAUAUAUUGAAGAAGCACAAGGGAAAUAUUUCUAUCAAGGAACUCAGUGACAUGACUGCCAUUAAAGCAGAGGAUAUUCUUUCCACUCUUCAGACUCUAGAACUGAUUCAGUAUCGCAAAGGACAACACGUCAUAUGUGCCGAUCCAAAGGUUUUGGAUCGUCACCUAAAAGCUGCUGGACGCGGCGGUUUGGAGGUGGAUGUUUCCAAACUGAUCUGGACUCCUUACAAGGAGCAAGGUUGAUGGCUUAUCUCCCCCGAUCGCCUCAUUAGCUCAUGUAAAUGUACAAGGUUUAAUCAAGUAGGACACUUUUGUAACUGUUUUUUACUGACACAUGUAAAAAUUCAAAAAAUGUAUGUAAAAAUUCAAGUGACAUUGUCCUUCACUUUUUGGUAGCUUGUGAAUACUAAAUAUUCUGUAUGCACGGAGGUGGUUUUGUGAUUUUGAGAUAUGAGAUUCUUUCAGGUGGGUAUAUGGCGGAUAAGUAUCCACUAUCUAUGACAAUUAGUGUUUCUCGUGUUUAUAUUCACUCACUACCUUUUAAAUUUAUAAUCAUUCUCCCAAAUAAAAUGCGCAAAAUUUACUGAAUUUUUGUUGGGCAUCCCUAGUCAUUUACUUAUUAACUUGAAGUUCCUUCACAUAUUCCACAAUAAUAAAAUAUUUUAGUAUGAUAGCACCAAUGUGUAAAAUGGACAUGAUUUUAUUUUUAUUGUACGUUAAAUUUGGUUUUA
Amaranthus tricolor (Joseph's coat) is the source of this 1912-nucleotide messenger RNA. Its product is annotated as histone acetyltransferase of the MYST family 1-like. Gene Ontology annotation, biological process: regulation of DNA-templated transcription. The record is from RefSeq and is a predicted model, not a curated record. The transcript has 9 exons. NCBI's taxonomy places the organism in Eukaryota, Viridiplantae, Streptophyta, Magnoliopsida, Caryophyllales, Amaranthaceae. Gene Ontology annotation, molecular function: histone acetyltransferase activity. The coding region runs from base 87 to 1424 and encodes 445 amino acids.